AAUUUAUUUCUGUGGUUCAUAACCUUAGUCAUCCUCUAGCUUUAUUUUUUUAUCAAUUGCCCUGAAAUUUUCAUUAAUUACUUCACAAACAAAAUAAUUAGACCGAAAAGUAAUAUUUUGUUUACAUCACGAGAAGUUUCAACUUUUAUAAUGCUAUAAAAAAGUGAAGUAAGAAGGUCGGAAGUUCUAAUUUGAAGUGAAAAUUCAUAAGUUACGAUGGAGGUGUUAUGGAAAAUGUAAUUUUUUUUUUCAAAAUUUAAGCCACAUUUCAUCUCGAAAAUUUUUUCAUAUUGGAUUUAUUUGAAUACAAAACUCACCCUAUCCUGACUAGAAAAUUUUUUUGGGUAACCUUGUUUUGGGGAGACUUUAACUUUUUAGAUUUUGGGAGUUGACAGAAUCCUUCACCUACUCUCAAUUUAAGUCCAUUAUUCCAGAACAAUGGCUGGAAAUCCAGGCUUGGAACAACUAAUUCCUGUUGUCAAUAAGUUACAAGAUGCAUUCACACAACUCGGUGUUCAUUUAACUCUUGAUCUGCCCCAAAUCGCAGUAAUUGGUGGUCAAUCGGCUGGUAAAAGUUCAGUCCUUGAAAAUUUCGUAGGCAGAGAUUUUCUUCCCAGGGGUUCGGGUAUAGUUACCCGUCGUCCUUUGAUUUUACAACUUAUCAACAGUAACACUGAAUAUGCAGAGUUCCUUCAUUGCAAAGGGAAGAAGUAUGUUGAUUUUGACGAAGUUCGUAGAGAAAUUGAGGCAGAAACAGAUAGAGUUACUGGCAGUAAUAAGGGUAUUUCUAACAUUCCUAUUAACUUGAGAGUUUAUUCACCUAAUGUAUUGAAUCUAACUCUUAUUGACUUACCUGGUCUUACAAAAGUACCUAUAGGUGAUCAACCUAUCGACAUUGAACAACAAAUACGAUCUAUGCUUCUUCAGUUUAUUAAAAGGGAAUCUUGCCUUAUUCUUGCUGUUACACCUGCUAAUACUGAUUUAGCGAAUUCUGAUGCUUUGAAACUGUCAAAAGAAGUAGAUCCUCAAGGAAUACGUACAAUAGGUGUAAUAACAAAAUUAGAUUUAAUGGAUGAAGGUACUGAUGCUAGAGAUAUUUUGGAAAAUAAACUUCUUCCACUAAGAAGAGGAUAUAUCGGAGUUGUCAAUCGAUCACAGAAAGACAUUGAUGGUCGUAAAGAUAUAAAUGCUGCUCUUGCUGCAGAAAGAAAAUUUUUCCUGAGUCAUCCAUCUUAUCGUCACCUGGCGGACAGACUGGGUACCCCAUAUUUACAACGUGUUCUAAACCAACAACUCACAAAUCACAUUAGAGAGACACUGCCUGGACUUCGAGACAAACUACAGAAACAACUUCUUACCCUUGAGAAAGAUGUUGACCAAUUUAAAAAUUUUCGACCUGAUGAUCCAGCUAUUAAAACAAAAGCCAUGCUCCAGAUGGUACAACAACUAACUACGGAUUUUGAGAGAACAAUAGAGGGAUCAGGUUCUGCACAAAUAAAUACAAAUGAAUUAUCCGGUGGUGCUAAGAUAAAUCGUCUGUUUCAUGAACGAUUUCCAUUCGAAAUAGUCAAGAUGGAGUUUGAUGAAAAAGAAUUACGUAGGGAAAUUGCUUUUGCCAUCCGUAAUAUCCAUGGUAUAAGGGUUGGUCUUUUCACGCCCGAUAUGGCUUUUGAGGCUAUAGUAAAGAAACAAAUAAGUCGUUUGAAAGAACCUAGUUUGAAAUGCGUCGAUUUAGUUGUAACAGAAUUGUCCAAUGUUGUGCGAAAUUGUGCUGAGAAGAUGAUGGCAUAUCCUCGUUUGAAGGAAGAGGUGGAAAGGAUCAUAACAACUCAAGUCAGACAGAGAGAACAGAGAUGCAAGGAUCAGAUCUGCCUCCUUAUAGACUGCGAACUAGCUUAUAUGAACACUAAUCACGAAGAUUUCAUUGGUUUUGCCAACGCACAGAGUCAGUCUGAAAGCUCUGUCAAGACUGGAACCCACGGUGCUCUUGGAAACCAGGUUAUUCGUAAAGGCUAUAUGUGCAUACACAAUUUAGGUAUUAUGAAAGGGGGCUCUAGAGACUAUUGGUUUGUUCUGACGGCAGAGAGUAUUUCCUGGUAUAAAGAUGAGGACGAAAGAGAGAAGAAGUUCAUGCUACCUCUGGAUGGAUUGAAGCUUAGGGAUGUUGAACAAGGUCGAAAUAGGCGUAAAAGUUCUAUCUUUUCGGAUAUAUUAGAUGAUAUGCAAAUAGGUUUCAUGUCGAGAAGACACAUGUUCGCCCUUUUCAAUCCAGAAGGCAGGAAUGUUUACAAGGAUUUCAAACAACUGGAAUUAAGCUGUGAAACAGUCGAUGAAGUGGAUUCAUGGAAGGCUUCCUUCCUCCGUGCUGGGGUUUAUCCAGAGAAGCAAGUAGAACAAGAAAACCAAGACAAUCCAGGUGAAAAUAUCACCAGUUCUAUGGAUCCCCAGCUAGAAAGACAAGUUGAAACAAUAAGGAACUUGGUGGAUAGUUAUAUGAAGAUAGUAACGAAAACAACAAAAGAUUUAGUGCCGAAAACCAUCAUGUACAUGAUCAUCAACAAUUGUAAGGAUUUCAUUAAUGGGGAACUUUUAGCUCAUAUUUACGCUAGUGGGGAUCAAUCCCAACUCAUGGAAGAAGCACCUCAUGAAGCCCAAAAACGGGAAGAAAUGAUUAAAAUGUAUCACGCUUGCAAGGAAGCUUUGAGAAUCAUUGGAGAUAUUUCUAUGGCAACCGUCUCCACUCCAGUACCGCCACCAGUUAAGAACGAUUGGUUAGGAAGUGUUGGUAAUCCUAGACUGUCCCCACCAAGCCCUGGUGGAGUUAGGAAAGCUCCUCCAACAAUGUCUUCUGUCGCUUCUAGGGCGCCCCCGCCACCUCCCUCAACAAAUAGACCAGUUCCUAUUAUUCCAAGUAGACCAGGCGCGGGGGCUCCCCCUCCAAUGCUCCCAAACAGACCAGGACCUGGUGCUCUCCCACCUCCACUCAUUCCUACAAGGCGUUAAAUUGUAAAGUUGGUGCGAAUCAAAGUCUACAGUGUAAGCACACUUGAUACUAAAAAAUUAAACGUGACAAUGAGGAAUAUUUAUAUCCAAUGUGCAGAACUAUAUUAUUUUUAUAAAAAGUGUAUUAUAAAAGAUACUACAAUUAGUAACUAUCUCCUUUUAUUUAUAUAUGAAACUUAUAUACUACCAAAAAUAUAUAAUGCUAAGCUAUGGCAUGUUAUUCAGCAAAAAUUAGAAUUUCUGAAUUUAUUUAUGGAAAAAGUAUUACCUAGAAAAUGUGGAUGUUUUAGAUUUGGAACUGAGUAAAUCUAGAAACAAUAAUCGAUUCAUCCAUUCUGAAUGUGUAGUGAGACAAAUACCAAAUGUACGAAAUAUAUGUGCUGGGUAGAAAAUUAGAUUUGCUGAAUAAUAUUAAAAAAGUGCACUUAUGUAGACCUUAGGUUAAUUUUUCAUAAGUGUUUAAGAAACAAGUGAUAUUGAAAUGAAUCAUUGUUUUGUAGUUUAAAACCACAGUUCUAAUUUUUCUAAACAGAUUCACAAUUUGCUGUUGAGUUUUGAUGAAGUAUGUAUAUUUUUGUAUAUUAAAGUGAUUUUUAUGAAAAUAUAGUAUUGCAUCUUAUAAAAUGUAUUAAAAAUAUCUGAUACAAAUCUGCAUAAUUUGUUUGAAAACUUUCAUAUUAUUUUUGUACUUUGGAAAUAGUUUAGAGCUCUUGUGAGAUGUGUAUUGCUUCAAUAGUAAUUACAAGAUUAGUUGGAAGAAAUAUAUAUUCACAAGCCCAAAUUGAUCGAUAUUACCUACACAUUGAUUGUAAACGUAUUAGCAGUAGCUGUAAUAAUAAAUUGUUCAAUUCAUUAUAUGCAGUAUGAGUAUUAAAUAGGUGUUUGCUGA
Harmonia axyridis is the source of this 3892-nucleotide messenger RNA. RefSeq names its product dynamin-like. NCBI's taxonomy places the organism in Eukaryota, Metazoa, Arthropoda, Insecta, Coleoptera, Coccinellidae. Bases 439 to 3003 code for a protein of 854 amino acids. Gene Ontology annotation, molecular function: microtubule binding; GTP binding; GTPase activity. The record is from RefSeq and is a predicted model, not a curated record. Gene Ontology annotation, cellular component: cytoplasm; plasma membrane; microtubule. The transcript is spliced from 5 exons. Gene Ontology annotation, biological process: receptor-mediated endocytosis.